AUGUCUCAAGUCGUAUAUCUCACCGUUGAACCGGAGACAGUAGACAGGACCAAAAAGCAGUCUUGGAUCCACCCACACUUGAUCGAGAGCGUUGAUCCUGUCAAAGGUCGUCAAUUCCGUGCAUGCCAUCAUAUCCCGAAAGGCGCCUGUCUUCUCAUCGACCUCCCCUAUGCAGUGAUUCCCGUUGUUGAUGAGCCCGAGGUCAACGAUCAUCUUAUUUGCAACAAUCCCGCUUGUAAUCGUCGAGCUCCUCGCGAAAAGGGCCGAUAUUCAUGUCUGAAUGCUUGCAUGCAAGAUGUGGUAUGGUGCAGCAGCACCUGCAGAGACGCUGAUAAGUCUCGACAUGGCUUUGAAUGCACAUGGCUCAAGAAAUACGCAGAGUCAAUACGGAGCAAAAGAGGCGAAUACGAUUUUGGCAUGCUCUGGCUGAUUGUUCGUUUGCUUGCCUUCCGACAUGUUGAAUUGCAAAAGAAUGCGCCUACCGGAUCUAAGUCGCUCCCCAAACAUAGCUGGGAAGCCAUUGACUCGCUGUGCGGAUCCUCCGGAACUUGGUCUCAUGAUCAGGUCAAGGUCUGGACAACUCUCGCGAAGAAGUAUCUGAAGAACAGUCCGGCUCUACCCCACGGGUUAAAUACGGAUCGAAUGCUUCAUCUGAUCUGCCAAGAGGAGGCAAACUCAUUUGGUCUCUAUCCCAGAGAAACGGGGCAUUAUCCUCCACCUAAUCCUCCAAUUGAUAGAGGAGAACAGUUUGCUGCAGCCGUUUAUCCCACUGCCGCAAUUGCUAAUCAUUCAUGCGUGCCAAAUAUCAUUCAUAAACCUGACGACGAAGGCCGCAUGGUCUUCACCGCAUCUCGCGACAUUUUUCCCGGCCAGGAAUGCUGCAUCUCCUACUUCGAUUUGACGAAACACAUAGAACUCGACUCACGCCGCGCACAUCUUCGGAAAUCAUUCCGGUUUCUGUGUCGUUGUGAUCGUUGCGUCUCCGAAGAGCCUACUGAAGAGGCUUCGGAGUGGUCCGCGAUGCCACUAAUGGACGACUCGAUAUAA
Molecule: messenger RNA, 1047 nt
Organism: Penicillium atrosanguineum
Lineage: Eukaryota; Fungi; Ascomycota; Eurotiomycetes; Eurotiales; Aspergillaceae
Product: SET domain-containing protein
Exons: 2
Coding region: 1-1047 (348 amino acids)
Molecular function (GO): protein binding
Source: RefSeq, a predicted model, not a curated record